UGUUAUUUUUUUAUUGAAUUGAGUUGAAAAGCUAUUGAACGAUGGGUUGAUUGGUAAAUUAAAAUAAAGAAAUGGUCCAAUUAUUAUAUAUCGUUGCAAGUUUACACGUUUUGUUAUGCCCUUUCACUAAAGUGGAAGAAAGUUUUAAUAUUCAAGCAUUUCAUGACGUUUUAUAUCAUAGACUUAACCUAUCACAGUACGAUCACAAUGAGUUCCCCGGCGUUGUGCCACGAACGUUUUUGGGACCCAUAGUUAUAUCAGUGCUUUCUGCACCAUUAGUUGGAAUUUUACAUAUUGCCGGAAUCAACAAAUAUUGGAUGCAAUAUGUAGUUCGUUUGAUAUUAGCUUUAACAGUAAUAGGAGCAUGGAGUCGCCUAAGGGAUGCUCUACAGAAGCAGUUUGGCAACACCUUCACUUGGUGGUUUACAAUCAUAUCAGUAACUCAGUACCACUUCAUGUUUUAUAUGAGUCGCCCUUUACCAAAUAUUAUGGUGAUGCCUUUAGUACUGUUGGCUUUUGAAGGAUGGAUAUCAGGGAGACAUAAACUGUUUAUAAUAUCAGCCGGUGCUGCUAUAGUUAUCUUUAGAUCAGAAUUGGCCAUGCUGUUUGGCUUGUUCCUCAUAAUAGAUUUGUAUUUCAAGAAAAUUGACAUCAAAACGUUAUUAAAAAUUGUAAUACCAGCUGGUGCAGGGUUGGUUGCCCUUACAGUGGUUGUAGAUUCCAUAUUCUGGCGGCGGCUGGUCUGGCCCGAGGCGGAGGUGUUCUGGUACAACACUGUCAUGAACAAAAGCUCUGAUUGGGGUACAUCACCAUUCCUAUGGUAUUUCUACUCGGCUCUACCCCGGGGACUCGGACCCAGCUUGGUCCUCAUCCCAGUGGGCGUGUAUUUAGACCGAAGGCUUGUCCAAUACGCUGCCCCGGCCACCGUUUACAUACUGCUGUAUUCACUGCUACCUCACAAAGAACUGAGAUUUAUCAUCUACGUAUUUCCACUACUCAAUAUGGCUUCGGCGGCUGCGUGUACAUAUGUGUAUAUAAGAAGAACAAAAGCACCAAUCUAUGAGCUGUUAUUCUGGGGCACUAUUGUUAUAAUCAUAGGUAACCUUCUGAUGACCCUGGCAUUCGUCUUAGUAGCCAUGACAAAUUACCCUGGUGGAGUAGCAAUCACAAAGUUUCACAAGCUUCUAAAAGACGAGCCGUUUGUUCACGUACAUAUCAGUAACUUGGCUGCUCAAACUGGGGUGACGAGGUUUACCCAGGCCAACGAUAACUGGUACUACAGCAAAAACGAAUCACUGCAAAUAGAACAGCUUCAGGAAUAUACACAUCUGAUUGUCGAAGCUAAGAGCAAAUAUUCGUCAAACAUAAAAGCCUUAGCCAACACACACAUUGUUUUAGAUAGUAUUGAUUCAUUUUCACAAAUUGCUGUGAACUACAAACUCAUCCCACCUGUGAAAAUCAAAACUAAACCAGCCUUGUUUAUACUAGAGAAGAAAGGUUUUAGAAUAAACCCACCAAAGCCAAUUCAGAAAACUUCUGCACAAGUUUCUGAAGAAUCAGGUGAAGAUACUAUUGAUAUUGAUUCAGAAAACCAUAGUGACAAAACACUUUCUACUACACCCACUAUAGCUGAUGAGGAAAUAACUGAAGAAAGUAUACCAGCAGAGUAUGAAAUAAAGGAUGAAAUAAUUGAUGCCAAUGAAAUUUCUCCAGAUGAAAAUUAUAUUGUAGUCGAGGAACUAAUAACAGAGACAGUUGAAUCUGAAAGCGAAAAACUACCGAAAGCGAAAAAGGCAUUAGACGAAUUGCGUAAUUUACGACAAGAACGGAAAAAGAAAGCAAUUGCCAAAAUUAAAUCAGAGACUCGAAAAGAAGUAGUCGCGUCGGCCAAAGAGAAGCUGCGUGAUAUCAUGAAACGCCAUAAACAUAUAGCUCAUGAACUCUCAGAUAAUACAGAAACAGAAGGGGAUGUACAUCCUGAAGAAAGAGAUGGAAGAGGUGAUAUCCCUGACACAGAUACUGAGAGAGAAGAACCUGAAAUACCUGAACUAGAGAAACAAGAAGAUAAAGAGCAGCGUGGAGAUGCUGAGGCACAAGGCAAUGAAUCGUUCGAAGAUAUUCUUCAGUUCAGUGAAACUUAUACUAACGAAAACAUAGAUGCAAUAGUGGAUGAAGUUAUAGUUAGAUUAAUAGACAGGAAAAUUUACGACGACAAAACAAAACCAGAAGACAUCAAAGCUGAAGACAGACAGAUAAUACAAAAGAUUGUUGAGGAGGUCCUCGCGGAAAAAACGAAUUUUUCUAUCGCCGACAAGUGAUCUCAAAGAAUUUAUAGCUUAUUUAUAAAAUAUGUGCCACGUGUUUCCGAGUUUGUUAUGUGCCUUGCUAAUUUUACGUGUAGCAGAUUUUUCGGACAAAAUGUUACUUUUUGUAAUCCUUAAUCUUUUUAUUUGUAAAUUGUGAAAUAUAUCUCGUCCAUACCAAAGUUUAUUACGCAGCUAGAUAUCCUCGAUUUUUAUACAAUACAUUUUACAAUGGAACAGCAUUUACUUGUUUAAAGCAUUUUUGUAAAUUAUGUUUCAAUAAUAACAUCAACAUGUGUUCUCUAGUCAUAAGAUUAUAAUUUCGAGUUAUGAAUAAAGUGACAAAUCUUAAA
Molecule: messenger RNA, 2656 nt
Organism: Amyelois transitella
Lineage: Eukaryota; Metazoa; Arthropoda; Insecta; Lepidoptera; Pyralidae
Gene: Alg12
Product: dol-P-Man:Man(7)GlcNAc(2)-PP-Dol alpha-1,6-mannosyltransferase
Exons: 8
Coding region: 72-2318 (748 amino acids)
Biological process (GO): protein N-linked glycosylation
Cellular component (GO): endoplasmic reticulum membrane
Molecular function (GO): alpha-1,6-mannosyltransferase activity
Source: RefSeq, a predicted model, not a curated record